Messenger RNA from Fusarium redolens, 1836 nucleotides. RefSeq lists its product as uncharacterized. Gene Ontology annotation, molecular function: oxidoreductase activity, acting on the CH-OH group of donors, NAD or NADP as acceptor; NAD+ binding. NCBI's taxonomy places the organism in Eukaryota, Fungi, Ascomycota, Sordariomycetes, Hypocreales, Nectriaceae. The record is from RefSeq and is a predicted model, not a curated record. Gene Ontology annotation, biological process: fatty acid metabolic process. The transcript is spliced from 2 exons. The coding region runs from base 1 to 1836 and encodes 611 amino acids.
AUGUCGCCAAUCAAAUCUGUCGCAAUCAUCGGCUGCGGUGCAAUUGGCGCCUCAUGGGCCGCUCUCUUCAUUGCCCAAGGUCUCCAAGUCAAAGCCUUCGACAUCAACCCAGCUGCAGAGACAUAUCUUCGCAACUUCAUCCGCGAUGCUCUUCCAGUUCUGUCAUCAACUGGUCUUGUUAAGAACACGGAAGCCAAGCCUGAAGAUGUCAUCUUCAGUACCAGUCUACAACAAGCUCUUCAAGACGUCGACUUCGUUCAAGAAAAUGGUCCUGAGAGAAUUGACUUUAAGAGAAAGUUGUUCCAGCAGAUUGGAGAGCAACUUGGACCCAAUGUGAUCAUCGCGACGAGUUCAAGUGGUCUUACGUGUUCUUCUAUCCAAGAAGGCAUGAGUGCUGCUGCACGACCAGAACGUUGUCUCGUCGGUCAUCCGUUCAACCCACCUCAUCUCAUUCCCCUCGUCGAAGUAGUCGGCGGUUCCCAAACAUCACCAAUGACCAUCCAAGCGACAAUGACCUUCUACACCACCCUCGGCAAAAAGCCAAUCCACUUGCAAAAAGAAGUUCCCGGCCACGUCGCGAACAGGAUUCAAGCCGCGGUAAUGCGCGAAGUAUUCCACAUUCUCCAACAAGACGUCUGCUCCGUCCAAGACAUCGACGAUGCAGUUUCUUACGGUCCUGGUCUACGAUGGGGAGUCAUGGGGCCGAAUAUGUUGUUUCAUCUUGGUGGUGGGGAGGGUGGUAUUGAGCAUUUUGCUAAUCAUUUGUUGGGGCCGCUUCAGGGGUGGUAUGCGAAGGAGAAUCCGGUUGUUGAUGAGGAUUUGAGAAGGAAGUGGAUUGAGGGGACGAAGUGGGCUGUUGGGGAGAGGGGAUAUGGGGGAUUGGUUAAACAAAGAGACGAGGAGCUUGUUAGGUUGUUGAACCCUUCCACUUCAUAUUCCACCAUCAUGGGCUCUCUUAGUUUACCCCGUCUUCACAUCCUCGACACAGACUUAUCCAACUUCCCCGAUCCCCAAGGUCGCAUUCUGUCAUGCUACACCGACGGCAGCGACCUUCGAACAAUUCAUGAUCAAAUGAAGACUAUGCCAGAUGGCAUCACAAUCGAUCACCAAAAUGGCUUCAUGUACUGGACAAACAUGGGUCCAACCUUCAAAUCCAACGACGGAUUCAUAGAGCGCUCAAGAUUAGAUGGCUCUGAGCGAACAACCGUCGUGAGCACUGGUACCGUCGGUGUUUACACUCCAAAGCAAAUCACUCUUGCUCGUCAAAGAGGCAAGUUGUACUGGUGCGAUAGAGAAGGAAUGAAAGUUAUACGGUGUAAUCUUGAUGGAUCUGGCAUCGAGGUUCUUGUGUCAACUGGCUUAACUGCAGAGGACAGACAAGAUAUGUGCCGAUGGUGUGUUGGUAUCACAGUCGAUGAGCCGAAUGGGUACUUCUACUGGUCACAAAAAGGUCCUUCAAAAGGAUCGCAAGGACGUAUCUUCCGAGCCAAGAUUGAUGACCCAACACAAGUCGAGAUGGUCUUUGACAAACUACCUGAGCCUAUUGACCUGGAAUUUGACGAGAGCACACACAGCCUUUAUUGGACAGAUCGCGGUGAUCCUCCAUCUGGAAACUCUCUGAAUCGUGCUUUUAUCGGAGAUCUCACAGCCGCGCCUGAGCGAGAAGUUCUAGCUAGGCGACUACACGAGACAAUUGGCCUUGCGCUGGAUACGAAUGCUGCAAUGGCGUAUGUGACGGACUUGUCAGGUGGUGUAUACGCUAUCGAUCUGAAGACGAAGACAAAAACAGUGCUGUUUCCAGAGUUAGGGGAUAUCACAGGCAUAGCGUUGGCGUAG